AUGGCUUCUUCGUCAACACAGACACAACCUCUUUCCUCACCUUCUUCAAAGCACCCUAUGGCCUCUUCUUCUUCAGAACGGCCUGUGGCUUUUUCUUCAGAAGAGAGAUCCAUUAAUCAAUCAUAUGCGAUUAGUGUAAUGGAGCACACUAUAGACAUAGAUAUAGCCUCUUCUUCAACAAUACAGAGCGAAUCUUUUUCAAUCACACCCAUCUCCUCUUCUUCAUCACAGCUUGUGGAGGAUCUCACAAAGUACCGGCCACUGUAUAAAGCUAUACUCGAAGGCAACUUGGAAUCGAUAAAAGAUUUCUGUGACUGGAAUCCUGAAGCGGUACGCGUCAGGAUCACGGUAAACUUGGACACAGCACUUCACAUUGCUGCUGGGAAAGAAGCGAAUCACAUUGUGAAGUUUCUAUUGUGUUUCAUGUCAAAAGAUGAUGUGGGACUCCAAAAUAAUGAGGGCAACACAGCCCUUUCAAUUGCUGCAAUUGUUGGCAAUUUCCAAGCAGCCCAAAUGAUAAUGGGCAGACAUCCAGACUUGGUUGCAGUGGCAAACAACUCUGGCAGGAUGCCUAUUAUUGAGGCUGCUCUACAUGGCCAAAAGAAGAUGAUAAGAUAUUUACAGCAAUUCACCCGAGAUAUUUUUCAUUUUGACGAAAAUGUGCAUGCUUUCUCCUUCUUGAAUUCGCUCAUAGUUGCUGGACUUUACGUUCGAAGUUUUAGAGAGGAGAUAGGAGAGACAAAGUUGAUGAAUCAGAUAGCAGUAAAACUAGUCAAACUCUUGUGCAUGGAAAUUACAAGAAUACUAGACCACGAAAGAGCUUACUCUAUACUAAAACGACCGUUCCUAUUAGCUGCAGAAUUGGGGGUUUGCGAAGUUGUUAAAGAGAUUAUAAAAUCAUUCCCUGAUGCAGUCUGGUUUUCAGAUGCUGACAAUCAUAAUGCACUCCAGUUGGCAAUCAUGAACCGUAGAGAGAAGGUGUUCAACCUUAUAUCUCAUAUGAGUAGUCACAAACAUUUGUUAUUGAUGUCCCAUGACAAUGAUGGGAACAAUAUCUUGCACUUGGCUGGAAAAUUGGCACCCGAAAAUCAACUCAAUCUCAUCAAUGGUGCAGCCCUACAGAUGCAGCGCGAGUUACGGUGGUUUCGGGUAAGCCUUCUGAUUUAA
Molecule: messenger RNA, 1167 nt
Organism: Pistacia vera
Lineage: Eukaryota; Viridiplantae; Streptophyta; Magnoliopsida; Sapindales; Anacardiaceae
Exons: 3
Coding region: 1-1167 (388 amino acids)
Molecular function (GO): protein binding
Source: RefSeq, a predicted model, not a curated record